Molecule: messenger RNA, 3812 nt
Organism: Neomonachus schauinslandi (Hawaiian monk seal)
Lineage: Eukaryota; Metazoa; Chordata; Mammalia; Carnivora; Phocidae
Gene: ZBTB18
Product: zinc finger and BTB domain containing 18
Exons: 2
Coding region: 1-1596 (531 amino acids)
Biological process (GO): regulation of transcription by RNA polymerase II
Cellular component (GO): nucleus
Molecular function (GO): protein binding; RNA polymerase II cis-regulatory region sequence-specific DNA binding; DNA-binding transcription factor activity, RNA polymerase II-specific
Source: RefSeq, a predicted model, not a curated record
AUGUGUCCUAAAGGUUAUGAAGACAGUAUGGAGUUUCCAGACCACAGUAGGCAUCUGCUGCAGUGUCUGAGCGAGCAGAGGCAUCAGGGCUUCCUUUGUGACUGCACUGUGCUGGUGGGAGAUGCCCAGUUCCGCGCGCACCGAGCUGUACUGGCUUCGUGCAGCAUGUAUUUCCACCUCUUUUACAAGGACCAGCUGGACAAAAGAGACAUUGUUCAUCUGAACAGCGACAUUGUUACAGCCCCAGCUUUCGCUCUCCUGCUUGAAUUCAUGUAUGAAGGGAAACUCCAGUUCAAAGACUUGCCCAUUGAGGACGUGCUAGCAGCUGCCAGUUAUCUCCACAUGUAUGACAUUGUCAAAGUCUGCAAAAAGAAGCUGAAAGAGAAAGCCACCACGGAGGCAGACAGCACCAAGAAGGAGGAAGACGCCUCGAGCUGCUCGGACAAAGUCGAGAGCCUCUCCGACGGCAGCAGCCGCAUGGCAGGCGAUCUGCCCAGUGACGAAGACGAGGGCGAAGACGAGAAACUGAACCUCCUGCCCAGCAAAAGGGACCUGGCGGCCGAGCCUGGGAACAUGUGGAUGCGCCUGCCCUCCGACUCCGCGGGCCUCCCCCCGGCUGGCGGGGAGGCCGAGCCACACGCCACAGCAGCUGGAAAAACAGUAGCCAGCCCCUGCAGCUCGACAGAGUCUUUGUCCCAGAGGUCUGUCACCUCCGUGAGGGAUUCGGCAGAUGUUGACUGUGUGCUGGACCUGUCUGUCAAGUCCAGCCUUUCGGGAGUUGAAAAUCUGAACAGCUCUUAUUUCUCUUCACAGGACGUGCUGAGAAGCAACCUGGUGCAGGUGAAGGUGGAGAAAGAGGCUUCCUGUGAGGAGAGCGAUGUUGGCACUAAUGACUAUGACAUGGAACAUAGCGCUGUGAAAGAGAGUGUGAGCACUAACGCCAGGGUACAGUACGAGCCGGGGCACCUGGCUCCGCUGCGGGAGGACUCGGUGCUGCGGGAGCUCGAGCGCGAGGACAAAGCCAGCGACGAUGAGAUGAUGACCCCGGACGCCGAGCGCGGCCCGGUGGAGGGCGGCAUGGAGAGCAGCCUGCUGCCCUACGUGUCCAACAUCCUGAGCCCGGCCGGCCAGAUCUUCAUGUGCCCGCUGUGCAACAAGGUCUUCCCCAGCCCGCACAUCCUGCAGAUCCACCUGAGCACGCACUUCCGCGAGCAGGACGGGCUGCGCAGCAAGCCGGCCGCCGACGUCAACGUGCCCACCUGCUCGCUGUGCGGCAAGACUUUCUCGUGCAUGUACACGCUCAAGCGUCACGAGAGGACCCACUCGGGCGAGAAGCCCUACACGUGCACGCAGUGCGGCAAGAGCUUCCAGUACUCGCACAACCUGAGCCGCCACGCUGUGGUGCACACACGCGAGAAGCCGCACGCCUGCAAGUGGUGCGAGCGCAGGUUCACGCAGUCGGGGGACCUGUACAGACACAUCCGCAAGUUCCACUGUGAGUUGGUGAACUCCUUGUCUGUCAAAAGCGAAGCCCUGAGCUUGCCCACUGUCAGAGACUGGACCUUAGAAGAUAGCUCGCAAGAACUCUGGAAAUAAUUUUAUAGAUAUAUAUAUAUAUAUAAAUAAUAUAUAUAUAUACAUAGAUAUACAUAGAUCUCUAUCUAGUUGUGGUACGGUCUAAAAGCAGCCUUGUUUCCUGGAACUAAACCGUCGGGGUGUUAACUCGGUUUUGCACUUUAGAGUAGCAUGAGACUCUCACUAAUUUAGCAUUCUGGUAAAAGAGACUUUGGAGCAAGUCGGAGACUAGAGAGGGCUUUUUCUUUCGAGGGGGUAGGGGAAGUAAGCCAAUAAGAACCUUUGAAACAACUCGUCCUAUCACAAGAUGCUUUCACAGGGCUUAAUUCUGUCGACACUGCAUUGUCUUCUGAGCGCUCUCUCUCUCUCUCUCUAUCUCUCUCUCUCUCUCUCUCCCACUUUGUUUUCGUUUUGUGUUUCUGUUUUGUUUUUUGUUUUGUUUUUUUGUUUUUGUUUCUUUUCCUUUUUCAGAGUAGAAAUUCCCUCCAGUUUUAUUAGCCUCUUUAUAUGUCACAAAAUUGCAUGAAUCUUUUCUGGCUGUUGGAAACCUGAAUGCUUUUAGACCCAAAUGGAAAAUUUCUGAAAUGCUGGAUUAUCUAUUUUUAAACAAGCAGUUGACUUAAAACUUUCUGUGGCAACUUCUGGUUUUCUGAUGGUUCCCAAUGAGAGAAAUUCUGAAAGUACACUGGGAUCACUGGGACGCUGUCUUUGUGAAGGUUUGCUUGGGAUGAAAAAGGAUAUUGCAGCUUCAGCAGUGUUGAACUGUGUGUUGAAAAAUGUGAAUUACUGUUCUUGUAUACUGUAACUGAUUACACGGGCUGGGGGGGGUGUCAAAGAACUUGACAGGUUGUGUUGAUGCUCUUAGUUGAGUCUUGAAAAGUAAAUAUUAACGCUACAGAAAUGCAUGAGUUUCAAUAUAUUUUUUGUCUUUGUUUGCAUUGUAUAACUUUAACGAGUGAGUUUAAAAUUAUUUAAUUUCCUUAGAAAAAAAAUAGCACCGUUUGGGGAAAAAACUGGUGUUAUGAAGAACGUAAAUGCACUGUUUUUAUUUUUAUUUUAUAUAAUUUAAAUUGACUCUCCCACUGUCUUUAAGUUGAAACUGUUAAGCUGAAUAAAAACUUAAGCUGCAAAUUGAUAACUUCGCUACAUAACAAGGAAAAUAUAAAUGUUUACAAACGGCUUAAAGAUUUGCAUGUGCAGUGUGCAUUUAUAACAAACUUCUAAUUGCACAAAACCCAUGCCGGCUCAAAAGUUUAGGUGUACACAUUUGCCCAGUUGAGCAUUUUUAGAAUAACUACUGCACAAAUUGACAAUAGGUCAUUCUCUCUUCUUUCUUUCUUUCUUUUUUUGGGGGGGGGCUCCCCUUCUCUUUUUCUUCCCUUCUCCCUUACCCUCCCCUCCCUCCCCUCCUUCAUCCUUCCCCCACUCCCCCCACCCCCAACUCAUGAAAAGAUUCUAUGGACUGAAAAAGCCCCGGGCUGAAAGGACUGGACUGCCUUGAUUGACGUGGGGAAGGUGGGGAAGGGGGUUAGUAGACUAUGUGUAUGGGGCAGAGGAGGCUGCAGCCCAGUGUGGUUUUAAUGACCAGCACGCAGGGCAAAAGCAUUUUGCACAGUGUUUGUUUUCCUGUCUUGCACUUACAAAUAAGGUCUAUGGGAGUAGCAUGGAAAACGUUUGCUGUUUUUCCCUUUUUUUUUUUAAUUGCUUUUGUUUAAAAUUUGAUCGCCUUAACUACUGUAAACAUAGCCUAUUUUUGUGCUUAAGAUACUGAAUGGAAAACUCCAUUGUGUGUUGCUGGACUGUUUUGGAAAUAUUUGGUCAAAUGUGUGUUAAUUUGGCUGUAAUGGCAUUUAAAGCAAACAAACAAACAAAAAAAAGCUGUGAAAAUGGCCUUGGAGCAUUAUCUUUAGUUACUUGAAGAGUUUCUAGUUUUUUUAAAUACAGUUUAUGUUAAAAUAAUUUUUAUUAAUUUAGAGGAGACAAUCAAUGUCUGAGAAAACGGACUUUCUUUUGGAUUUUCUUUUUGUGGUCAUUGUGAGUGAUUGCUUUUUCCUUUUAUUAGUUUCACAUUCUUCCUUUGUUCUAAAACUUAGACUGACAUCUAGCUUUGACAAUCAUAGUAUGUUUUAUUUUCCUGAGGGGGGAAUAACUUAUAAUGCUGUUUAGUUUUGUACUAUUGGUGUGUUGGUGAAUUUUUAAACUGUGUGCUAACUGCAAUAAAUUAUAUGAACUGAGAA